This is a messenger RNA of Medicago truncatula (barrel medic), 654 nucleotides long. Its product is annotated as 60S ribosomal protein L27a-3. The record is from RefSeq and is a predicted model, not a curated record. Gene Ontology annotation, cellular component: cytosolic large ribosomal subunit; ribosome. Bases 70 to 513 code for a protein of 147 amino acids. Gene Ontology annotation, molecular function: structural constituent of ribosome. Gene Ontology annotation, biological process: translation. Lineage: Eukaryota; Viridiplantae; Streptophyta; Magnoliopsida; Fabales; Fabaceae. The transcript has a single exon.
UCCCAAACUCCCAAACCCUAAUUUUCUUGGCAGGGGCAAAGCCGCAUCCAAAGCAAAAACCUCACGAAGAUGACGACCCGCUUCAAGAAGAACAGGAAGAAGAGAGGUCACGUGAGCGCCGGUCACGGUCGUAUCGGAAAGCAUCGCAAGCAUCCCGGAGGUCGUGGUAACGCCGGAGGAAUGCACCACCAUCGUAUCCUCUUCGACAAGUAUCAUCCAGGUUACUUCGGUAAGGUUGGUAUGCGCUACUUUCACAAGCUUCGUAACAAAUUCUAUAACCCUAUUGUCAACAUCGACAAGAUCGCUUCUCUCAUUCCACAAGAUGUGAAGGAGAAAGCUUUGAAGGAGAAUAAAGCUCCUAUGAUUGAUGUCACUCAGUUUGGAUUCUUUAAGCUUCUUGGAAAAGGUGUUUUGCCUCAGAAUCAGCCUUUUGUUGUUAAGACUAAGCUGAUUUCGAAGAUUGCUGAGAAGAAGAUCAAGGAAGCUGGUGGUGCUGUUGUUCUUACUGCUUGAUUUUUUUUUUUAUGGUAUUUUGUUUCGAACAAAUUAGGGUUGUUAGCCCCUUUUUAAUUUUGUUUGUUUUUGUUGUUGACAUUGAGAUCUAUGUUAUGCAAUAUUUUUGGGAUUCAAGUUUAUUGCGUUUGAUUGAGUUAA